This is a messenger RNA of Aaosphaeria arxii CBS 175.79, 2588 nucleotides long. Its product is annotated as MFS monosaccharide transporter-like protein. Gene Ontology annotation, molecular function: carbohydrate:proton symporter activity. Bases 1 to 2154 code for a protein of 717 amino acids. The record is from RefSeq and is a predicted model, not a curated record. Gene Ontology annotation, cellular component: membrane. Gene Ontology annotation, biological process: carbohydrate transport; transmembrane transport. Lineage: Eukaryota; Fungi; Ascomycota; Dothideomycetes; Pleosporales. The transcript is spliced from 6 exons.
AUGCAGUGCCUAAGUUGCCCGACUACUUUCAAUAUUCCUUCCUAUCCGAAUUCUAGGAGGCCGGCCAAUAUUCCCCUCCACACCUUAUCCUCUUCGUCCUCACGAACACGAGACGCCGACUCGGCCUAUCUCCUCGACGACCAAGACAAGCUCAGCGAACGGUCCUCGUUCGACACCCCAUCCACCGACUCCGACCUCUCCGUCUGGAGUGAUACAGGCGACCUCGUCGACCAACUAGCCGACCGAGAGGAUCCUCUUCGAAUUCGCCUACGAGAGUCACUCGACGGAGCUGCUCAUCCUCCCAAGCAUCGCCGCCAGCAGAAACGAGCUCGUUUCCAGUCGCAGGACGAUAUCAGGGAAAAGCCAGGUGGUAUCCGUAAGGAGGAUAUCGAGAUACCCGACCCUGGGCCACGUUCCAUUUCGAAAGCAGAGAGGAUACUUGCAACCAUCAUGGCACCCGGAGAUGGACCGUCCCGUAUCCACGGGCUGCACGGGAAGAAGCUGCUCUAUUUCACAAGUGUUUUUGUCUCAUUAGGUGUAUUUCUAUUUGGAUAUGAUCAAGGUGUAAUGUCUGGUAUUAUCACUGGAAACCAUUUUAAAAACUAUUUCAACCAGCCCACAAGCGCCGAAUUGGGUACCAUGGUGGCCAUAUUAGAAGUCGGCGCCUUUAUAUCUUCUUUGCUGGUGGGUAAGAUUGGUGACAUCCUCGGCCGACGUAGAACGAUUUUGUACGGAUCCCUUGUCUUCAUCGUCGGCGGAGCUUUGCAAACCUUCGCAAAUGGCAUGCCAAUGAUGCUUCUUGGAAGAAUCAUUGCUGGUUUUGGAGUUGGUACCCUCUCCACCAUCGUCCCGGUAUACCAGUCCGAGAUCUCGCCUCCUCACAAUCGUGGAAAACUUGCUUGUAUCGAAUUUACCGGCAAUAUUACCGGUUACGCCGCGAGUGUCUGGGUGGACUACUUCUGCAGCUUCAUUCAAAAUAAUUGGUCGUGGAGAAUACCCCUCUUGAUGCAAUGCGUCAUGGGCGCACUUCUUGCGGCUGGUAGCUUGCUCAUUUGCGAGUCCCCAAGGUGGCUCUUGGACAAUGAUCACGACGAGGAAGGCAUCGUGGUUAUUGCUAACCUCUACGGAAAGGGCGAUAUCCACAAUCCCAAGGCUCGAGACGAAUAUCGCGAAAUCAAGAUGAACGUGUUGCUUGGCCGACAGGAGGGUGAACGCUCGUAUUCUGACAUGUUUAAGCGUUACUCCAAGCGCGUCUUCAUCGCCAUGUCUGCUCAGGCGCUCGCCCAAUUGAACGGUAUCAAUGUUAUUUCCUACUAUGCACCUUUGGUCUUCGAGGAGGCCGGCUGGUACGGACGACAAGCUAUUUUGAUGACCGGUAUCAACGCCAUUACCUAUCUGCUCUCUACGAUUCCACCCUGGUAUGUUGUCGAUACCUUAGGACGCCGAGUGAUCCUGCUAUCUGGAGCCGUGGCUAUGACGUUGUCGCUCUCUGCUAUCUCGUACUUCAUCUAUUUGCAGGCAAGCUGGACACCAAACUUGGUCGUUCUAUUCGUAAUGAUAUACAACGCCGCCUUCGGUGCUUCUUGGGGACCUAUUCCAUGGCUGUACCCACCCGAGAUUCUGCCCCUCAGCAUUCGCGCCAAAGGAGCAAGUUUGAGUACUGCAACGAACUGGGCAUUCAACUGGCUCGUUGGAGAGAUGACGCCCAUCCUACAAGAGCACAUUCAAUGGCGUUUGUACCUGAUUCACGCAUUCUUCUGCGCUAUUAGUUUUGUUAUUGUCUGGUUCAUCUACCCAGAGACUGCCAAUGUCCGUCUGGAGGACAUGAACUCUUUGUUCGGAGAUGCUACGUCUGUCAUGCCCACCCCACAGACUUUGGCCGAAGCAGAGUCACUAUUCAGUGGUGGCAAUCGUUCCCCCGUGCCCUCGCUCGAUAUUCGAUCUGGUCGUGCCGGACCCGAAAGUGCCAUCCCUGGCCUCGACAUUGAGCCUCCGGAUGUCGAAGCUGGCAGCUCUUUACCCAAGGCCGAGGGCGAAAGCAGCGAGGGUCUUGGUGGCUGGAUUUCGAACAUUGUGAAGAAGAACAAGGGAAAGAAGGAUGGCGACAGUUCAGGCGGCAAAUACAAGCGUGUGGGACAGGACGAUGAUGAGUGAAAAGCCAUGCAUGCGCGCAUAUACUAAUGAUUUCGCAUUUUGGCCGCGACGUGCCACGAUAUCCUUUUUCCUAGCCACAGUUUCGUCAUAUAGAAGGCUCACAUUUGUGAAUGAUUACAGGGGCGGUUUGUGCCUACAAUAUACAAAGGGCUGGCAUGCCAGGCUAGCUUCCAACUAUUAUUUUAUGCCUAUGAAGGUAUAAUCGCGAGAGAUUAAGACUGUUAUUAUAGGUAGCUACAGUAUACACUUGAAUAGCUACUUCAGAUAUGGAAGAUACAUGAAGCUAGCAGGUGGCCCGGCCUGAUGUGCUAACCCUCAGCAACUGACUGAUAGUUGCACGUGUAAGUAUGGCAGCAUCGUUAUAACUUAUGAGCAUGUCUUUAUUCAACAUUGUAACGCACAGAAGAGUAGAAGUGAAACAAAAGACAAAUCUG